ACUCGCAAUCGUCCUCAAGAGGCCUUGCAGUCUUCAUUGCGUCCGGCCUACAGCCCCGUCCCCCUACUCUGCCCCGGCGUGGCCUCCGACAAGAGGUGCCUUUGCGCUGCUGCUCAAGACCAUCGGGCGUCCCCCGGUCCUUUGCGCCGUCCAGCACCAGUCGCCGGAUGAUCUUGUAGCUUGUCCCGCGCUGCUCUGGGCGCAAAAUGCCACAAUGUACCACGGCUCCAAGUCAAAAUCGCAUCAAUGGGGCAGCUGGUCCGACUGGGUUCUGGACGAGCAGCACCGCCGCUACUAUCGCUUUCGCCAGGAUUCCGAAGGGAACUACGACUAUGACUGGGACCAGCGCGACUCGGUCGCUGCUGCGCAUGCCCAGACGCCGCGAGACACCACGAUCAACGACAUAACGGAGGGCCUCAAGGGCCUCACUACCGACUACGAUGGCUCAAUAUCCGAGGAGCAUACGCCGAGCUCAAGAUCCGGCCGGCCCAAGAGCAAGCACAAGCACCGAACAGGCUCUCGCGACGAGGACUCGGCUCAACAGGCCUACAGAACCUCGACCGCGGAUUCUUUGCAUGCGGCCCAGGCGGGGCAGUACGAGUACAGGGCGAGUCAAUCUCAAUAUGACGAGGACGAAGACGAAGGCCCCCCAACGCCAAAGGCGCAGUCGGGCGCAGGGAGCUACCACAUCACGGCUCUCGAGGAGCCAUUGGAAGAGCUGGAUCCUCCAAAUGAUCAGGGUCAUUGCACUUGCGUACCGAUCCUAACAUACGGCGGCAAGGGCUGCAAGAAGAAAGGUGUCAAGGCUGACAAACACGGCAUCAUCUAUGAGCGCGGCAGCAAGCCGCGACUGCUUGACAAGGAGCCAAAGCUAGGAUUCCCUCCCGUGAGAGUUGAGAUGAAGGAGGAGGGUGAGAAGCUGUCCAAAGAGUCCCGCGUCAACUACUCCAAGCUGGUGACGGUUGAACACAACGUCAAGGUGUUUUUCAUUGGGUCAAUUGUGUACAAUGACUGGGACCUCGUGAGCGAUGCCGUCAACCACUGCUGGAACAAGAAGAACCAUCAGAAGCAGCGGCAUCGAUAG
Trichoderma reesei QM6a is the source of this 1084-nucleotide messenger RNA. RefSeq lists its product as uncharacterized. Bases 215 to 1084 code for a protein of 289 amino acids. The record is from RefSeq and is a predicted model, not a curated record. The transcript is spliced from 6 exons. Lineage: Eukaryota; Fungi; Ascomycota; Sordariomycetes; Hypocreales; Hypocreaceae.